UAUUGUCCCAGACAGAUAAGUGUCUAGAGGAGCAUAUGUUAGCUUUAUGGUGUUAUCCUUUUUGACAUGACAUAAUUAUUAGAAUCUGCAUGUGGGCAUCAAGUGCUGUUCUGAUAGUCAAUAAUAGAUCCUCGACAGCUAUUCCGGGUAUUUUAGGGAGUCUUAGCACUAAAGAAUCAAUAUGUAAAUAUUUGGAUGAUAGGCACCCACCAAGGCUGGUAAAACUGGGGAAUUGAUAGAAUAAUGGUAGCAGUGGGGUAGAUGGGUAUUCAAGUGAUGAUUAGUGGAUUAGUUUUUUUUUUUUUUUUUUUUUUGAUGAUUAGUGGAUUAGUUGGCAUAGGUUGUUUUGCUAAGUUAGUUGGGAUGAUUUUAGUUACUGUUAGUUACUAGUAUAUAUAUUUAAUAUAAGAAGUGAAUUAGGGGUCAUGUGGAUUGUGGUUUUGUGUGAACUUUGUUCUAAGGGAGAGUUGAGGUCUCUUGAAUAUCUCAUUGUUCUAGUACUAGCUUAUCUUUUUGUUCAUUCAAUGAUAAUUUCCAGAUCUGUCUAAUUUUCCAUGUUUUCUCUCUAUCCUUAUCUACUGUCCGUGCUAUUGAUUUGAGGAUCCUAUUUGGGGUCUAUCAUUGGAUCAUUUAUUAAUUCAGCAAAAGCUGAACCAACAAGCUCUUUGUGAUAAAUUUCAACUCUUAUAAUUGUAUUUUUAUGAAGAUUUAAACUCACUAAGAUUUUUAAGUGUGUUGACGUAGUUUUUCGCCAACAAUAAAUUAAGAAAUCCGAUAACAAAGAUAUUAGUGCUCUUUUCUAAACCGUAAUUAACUAGAUGAACAAUUUCUCACUCAAUACUUUUACGUGGUUUAGUGGUUAAAAAUCCACCUAGUCCACGAGACAAUAUUAUUUGUCUCUUACAAUUUCUGCAGAGGUUCUGUAUCAUAAAAAAGCAGUCCCUUUUCUUGUCCAUUAUCCCUGAUAUUUAUAGUGAAUAUUCUUGGACAGAUUUGGGUAACCGCGUGUAUAAAUAUGGUAAACAAUCAAUCAAGAUAAUUCCCAUUUACAUAGGGAUAUGAUUGCCUAUGGAAAAUACUUCCGUUAUCUUGGUCAAUAAAUAUGUAAUACAGCCCGGGCAUUAAUGAGUGUAAAAGGAACCUCCAAGUCUUUCGGGAUCCUUCACUAUGCGUCAUGAUUAGGUUUCCACGAUUUGAACAUAUUCCUCUAGUUGGAGAUCGAAGAGUGAAUGGACUGUAGUUCGGAUCAAGUUCAACAUAUCUGGAAGGCGACCUAACCAUUACAUGUCUCGAACUAGGUUAUUGUCCUGAGAGGCGAUCUAGAGACUAUCUGCAUGGCGCACUGUCAAGUCUUAAUUCGAUCUACUUACAUCGAAGUUAGCUAGAUAUUCUGCUCGCCUGCUUUCUCCAUGUGUUUAUCUGUCAGCUGUACCCCCUAGCCGAAUGAUUGAAUCGACGCUUAUUUUGGUGCACAACAAAGUGCAUAGAGAAAAUAACAAUUUAAUUUAAGCGAAAGACAAAAGAAUAAUUGCAAAUUGUUAUACUUAGGAUAUUUUUAUUUUACUAAAGAAUUAUGUAUAGUGUGAUAUUUAUGGUUGUUAGGGAGCAGUAUACUCCGUAAUAAAUUUGGGAGGAGGUCAGUCUAAGACAUUUGACCUUUGUCUCUUUUCCAAAAAUAAAAGUUAGGGAGCAGUAUAUUCUAACACAACAACUGCUUCAUAAUUUUAUUUUUAUCCUUUGUUUCUGAGCUUCACUUCAGCAGAGCAUUAUAAUAAUGAAGCAUUUACCUGUAACUUUGCAGAGAUAUAUGUGGUUCCAGUUUGUUUUAUAUGCUUGACCUCUGAAAAAUGGUUAACUUUACAGUCUGUUGUGAAUUCUCUAUAAAGUUAAAAAAUUAAUUGCUUGUAGAGGCAGCACAGCAGAAAUUAUGCUUGCUGCCCAUCAACGUUAAGCACUUAAUUUGCUGCCUAUUACCAUUAAGCACUCAAUAAUUUCUUUUGGAGAAUAUUUGUUAAUAGACGCUGUAUGUGGACUCUUAUGUUGAUUGUAAAUGGAGUCAGUGUGGUUUUCCUUAGACACAUUUGUGAUCUUUUGUGACGAUGGAUGGUUGAUUUGUUUGUGCAAUGGGUGAUCUGUUUGUGGAGCUAACAAGUUGGGAAAUGAGAGUAAUGGUUUUUAUGGUGAUUGGAGGGUAUCAUGAGUAAUUUUUGUUAGAAUGAUAGAGGAGGAAAUAGAAGGUUCGAUAUGUGGUCAGUUUGUAGAGUUUGGAGGUUUAUUGAAUAAUUUUGUAUGAGCUGAGCUCGUGGGAGUGUCCAGGUGUCUCUCGAACACCUGGAGUACUUUGUAUUUCCUUUGAAUAAUAAUAAUAAUAAUUUCCCACCAUUUCUAGCUACUGCUCACCUGGAGUACUUUGUAUUUCCUUUGAAUAAUAAUACUAAUAAUAAUAAUAAUAAUAAUAAUAAUUUCCCACCAUUUCUAGCUGCUGCUCUAUUGUGUUUCUGCCGUUUACCAGCUUGAGUGUAAUUUUAUUUCUUGAAAAAUAAUAUAACUUUUAAUUUUUAAAUUUACAGCUUUAUCUCUUCUCAAGUAGGGGUGAUUUGUGGAUGAUGACCAUAAAAAAUGAGGAAAUAAUUUCUGAAUUCUUUUUCUGUGUAUAUUUUACAACCUAAAGCAGGACAUAUUGUAGUUUUUUGAAUAAUUGAUAUUUUAUUCAUCAAAGAGAAUUGCCUAUUAAUAGGCAGAUUACAUCAGAAAACUAUAGGCUAAGCUAUACAAUUAACCUAGGUCAACUAAUCUCCUAAAAAUCAGGAAUAUACAAUAUAUUAGGAAAUAAGAUAAUUCGUUUUCCUUAAAGAAUUGAUACCAAAUAAAUACAAGAUAUUUACAUAAUUCUACACUCCCCCUCAAGCUGGGUUAUGUAUAUCAAACAUUCCCAGCUUGCACACUAAUUCAUCAAAGACAAUUCUAGGAAGGGCUUUGGUAAGAACAUCGGCUGUUUGAAGUCUUGAUGGAGUAUAGAUAGUUUGAACUAUGGCACUCUCAAUCUUCUCAAUGAUGAAGUGUCGAUCUAUCUCAAUAUGUUUUGUCCUGUCAUGAUGAACAGGAUUUUUAGCAAUACUAAUAGCAGCCUGAUUAUCGCAAAGCAUUUUUAUGGACUCACUUGCAAAUAGUCUUAGUUCACUCAAUAAUCUUUUUAGCCAAAUCCCUUCACAAACACCUAGAGCAAGAGCUCUAAAUUCUGCUUCAGCUGAACUUCUGGAAACCACUGAUUGUUUCUUACUUUUCCAAGUCACUAGAUUACCCCAAACAUAAGAACAGUAUCCUGAAGUACUCCUCCUGUCUGUUACGUUUCCUGCCUAGUCUGCAUCAGUGUAGACUUUGAUCUCUCUGCUAUCACUUUUCUUGAAUAGAAGACCUUUCCCAGGAUUCAUCUUGAGGUAUCUUAAGAUUCUAGUAACAUCUUCCAUGUGUUCUUCAGUAGGAUUGUUCAUGUAUUGACUGACAACACUAACUGAAAAACCAAUGUCAGGUCUAGUAUGAGAUAGGUAGAUCAGGCGUCCAACUAACCUUUGAUAUCUCCCCCUGUCUGCUGGUGUCAUGUUUUUUCCUGAACCCACUUUCUUGUUGGAGUCCAUUGGGGUUGAGGCAGGUUUGCAUCCAAGCAUUCCUGUUUCCUUCAGUAAGUCUAGAACGUACUUACGUUGAGAAACAAAUAUGCCAUGUCUUGAUCGAGCAAUUUCCAUGCCAAGAAAAUAUCUAAGAUACCCAAGAUCUUUAAUCUCGAAUUCCUUAGAUAAGAAAUCUUUCAAUCUCUCCAUCUCCUCCUUGUAGUCACCUGUAAGUAUUAUGUCAUCCACAUAGACAAUUAGGAUAGCUAUCCUUUUAUCUGACGAGAAUCUAACAAACAAAGUGUGAUCUGCUUGACAUUGAGUAUACCCAUUCUGAAUGAUUGCUUAAGUGAAUCUGCCAAACCAUGCUCGUGGAGAUUGUUUAAGACCAUACAAAGAUUUCUUGAGUUUGCGCACUUUGUCCUGAUUGGAAGAGUUCUCGAAGCCUGGCGGAAUGUCCAUAUAAACUUCUUCUUCAAGGUCACCGUUCAGGAAUGCAUUUUUCACAUCAAGUUGGUGUAGGGGCCAAUCUUUAUUUGUAGCAAGGGAUAACAGUACACGUACAGUGUUAAGCUUGGCAACAGGCGCAAACGUUUCUUGAUAAUCGAUUCCGUAGGACUGAGUGAAGCCUUUAGCAACAAGGCGAGCUUUAAACCUCUCAAUGCUCCCAUCUGCUUUGUGUUUAACGUUAAAGACCCACUUGCAACCCACGGAUCUCUUCCCAGGUGGUAGACUUGUGAUUGUCCAAGUACUGUUUUUCACCAAAGCACUAAUCUCAUUUUCCACAGCUUCUUUCCAUCGAGAAUCAGUCAGAGCCUCUUGAAUUGUGUGAGGAAUCUGUAUAUUAUCAAUAACAGAGACAAACGCCUGAUAGGAUGGUGAUAAUGUUUUGUAAGAUACAAAAUUGCCAAUAGGAUGUUCUGUACAUGCACGAACUCCCUUUCUCAAUGCAAUCGGCAAAUCUAAAUCAUCAUUUAUUUGAACAACAUUAUCAUGGUUAGAAUUACUUAAACCUGAAUGAGUUUCUGGAGAAUGAGGAUCCGGUUCCGAUGCAUGGUGGUCCUCCAGAUGUGUUGUGUGCUUUAUAUCUUUACCAGAUUUUUUUCUUCUCGUAUAGACACGAAUUUCUGGUUCUUGACAAGGUGCAAUAGCCAUGGAUGGACCUGGAGAGUUUUCAAUGAUUUGGGAACCUAUGGAUUUAGGGGAAGAUGAAACUUGAUGUUCUAUGAAUUGAGAGUUGGAAGAAUCCUCAUGGUGAAUACUCGGAGAUGAAGUAUUAUUAAUACUCGGAAUAGUGUCCCAAAGAUGAGAUUCACCUGCAUUCUCCCCCUGAAUCUCAGAUUUGUAGUAAGCAUGAUUUUCAAAAAAUGUGAUAUCCGUAGUGUUAUACAUUUUCCGAGUUAUAGGCGAAUAACAUUUAUAACCCUUUUGAUGAGAGGAAUAACCAAGAAAAAUACAUUUGAUAGAUUUAGGGUCUAGCUUACUACGAUUUUGAGAAUGAAGAUGAACAAAGGCUGUGCAACCAAAGAUCUUAGAAUUAAGAAGACUAAUGAAUUUCGUAUGAGGGAAUGAUUGCAAAACUGUUGACAUGGAGUUUGAAAGUUAAGUACCGGGAUGGCAUUCGGUUGAUUAAAUAGGUGGCUGUAAGAACCGCUUCUCCCCAGAAAUAUUUGGGAACUUGAGUAGAAAACAUGAGAGAGUGAGCAACUUCUAAGUGAUGUCUAUUUUUCCGUUCAGCAACCCCAUUUUGUUGAGGAGUAUCAACACAAGAGGUUAAGUGUAGAAUACCUUGUUGUGUGAGGUAAGGACCGAGAAUAGAAUUGAAGAAAUCUUUGGCAUUGUCGGUCUUGAGGAUUUGAAUUUUAGUAAGAAAUUGAGUUUGAAUCAUAGAAUGAAAAUUUUUAAAAAUUUCACUUACUUCUGAUUUUGAUUUUAUGAGAAACACCCAAGUUAAUCUAGUAUGAUCAUCGAUAAAAGAUACAAACCAUUUUUGUCCAGUUAUAUUGUUUACACAUGAAGGACCCCACACAUCGCUAUGGAUCAAUGAAAAAUGUUUGGAAGAUUUAUAUGGUAUUCUAGAAUAGGUAUUUCGAGUGUGUUUCGCAAAUUGACAGAUUUCACAACAAAAAGAGUUUGGAUUUUUAUUAAUAAAUAAGGAGGGAAACAUUUUUGACAAAUAUAGAAAAUUCGGAUGACCAAGACGAUAGUGCCACAACAUAAUAUCACUAUCUUUAGUUGAAAUAGACUGAUUAUUUAAAGAAAACAAACUGAAUUUCUGAGUUGUUCUAACGGAUGGAGUGUCAUCUUGUAGGAUAUAGAGCCCAGAACACAUCUUAGCACUGCCAAUCAUCUUCCCCGAAUCCAAUUCCUGAAACACACAAAUUUGAGUAAAACUUAGUCACAAAGUUUAGGUCACGAGUAAAUUUACUAAUAGACAGUAAAUUACAAUCCAGUUUAGGCACAUAGAGAACAGAAGUGAGAGUUAGGUUCUGAUUUAUGUUGACUGAACCAGAACCCCCAACUUUAGAGGAUGUGCCAUCUGCAAUUUUCACUGUAUGAUGCUCUGGACUUGUGUGAAAUUCAGAAAAAAUAUUUGCAUCUCCUGUCAUAUGAUCUGAUGCUCCCGAAUCAAGAAUCCAAGGGUUAGUAGUUGUUUUAUUGACAAUAAAAGCUACUGAAUGGUUACCUUUCAUGGCCAACAGCCCUGUACCAGGUGUAGUAUUCGGCUUUGCAGCGAUGUGUGACUGACUUAGGAGUUUCUGAAGUGCCUCUAACUGUGCUUUAGUGAACGGUGAUGAAUCAGAUGUGUCCCAUUUUCCUUCAGCAGCAGCAGUAUUUAAAAUGGCAGCGACAUUCCCGUGACUCUCUUUGUCUUUCCAUGAUUUCGGCUUCCAAUCAGCAGGUUUUCCAUGAAGUUUCCAGCAUGUUUCUUUGAAAUGCCCAGGUUUACGACAAUGAUCGCACCAUGGUCGACCCUUCUGCUGUCCUCUUGCAGCAAGAGCAGAUGACUCUUGAGUAGAUGGAAGAGGAGAAGCGCCCAUCAUGACCUUCUUUCUGCUUUCUUCAUGUCAAACCUCAGAGAAUGCUUCUUUGACUGUCGGAAGUGGCUUGAUACUCAUGAUCCUUAUUGAGACCAUGAAGAAAUUUGAAAGUUCUCCUUUUCUCUACAAUACUCCGGUAUAGAGUAGUAUCAUCUGCACACUUCCAAGAAUAGGUUUCAAAUAGGUCCAAUUGAUGCCAAAAAUGAGCAAGAGUGUUAAAAUAUUGUGUGACUGUAGUAUCUUCUUGGCGGAGAUCGUAAAGAGCGGCUUCAAUCUCAAAUAAUUCUGAUGUAUUAUCAGAAUGAGAAUAAGAAUCUUUGACAGCGUCCCAAAGUUCCUUGGCUGUCGAAUAUAAAAGAAAGUUUUCUCCUAUAUCAUUAUUCAUUGAACUAACCAGCCAGGACUUGAUCAUGUGAUUAUCUAUUUUCCAAGUUUUAUACUUUGGAUCAUCUGAUUUUGGAGUCUCAAUCUCCCCUGUGAGAUAUUCCUCCUUCCCCUUUCCACCGAUAUACAUCAUUACAGACUGUGACCAUUGAAGAUAGUUAUGGCCAUUGAACUUGUGGCUGGUGACCAAAGAAACAACAUCAUUACUGUGAGAUGAAGAACCGAUUGAUGCAUGUGGAUUAGAGAGGGUUGAUGGAUAGGAGGAUGCAUCUGAGUUUAGGCUUUCUUUUCCAGUAGCCAUGGUGAAAGUGAUGCGUGAAAAGAUGAACAGAGGAGAAGGGCUGGUACGAUUUAGAGAAAGAAUGAGUGGAAAGAGGCUGGUGCGAUUAGGGCAGAAAAGAAAGAGAAGGAAAAAAAAAAUAUUGCGAUUAAAACCACCCCGCUCUGAUACCAUGUAGUUUUUUGAAUAAUUGAUAUUUUAUUCAUCAAAGAGAAUUGCCUAUUAAUAGGCAGAUUACAUCAGAAAACUAUAGGCUAAGCUAUACAAUUAACCUAGGUCAACUAAUCUCCUAAAAAUCAGGAAUAUACAAUAUAUUAGGAAAUAAGAUAAUUCGUUUUCCCUAAAGAAUUGAUACCAAAUAAAUACAAGAUAUUUACAUAAUUCUACACAUAUAUAGGGUUUUCAUAUCAAUCCCCUUUAAUGUAGAAUGAAUACAAUAAAUGGUAUUCCUAUAAAAUAGGAAACUGAACUGGAAAAACAAAUCAAGAGGAUUUGAUUUCUUGGCUGUCAACACUACCCCUCAAGCUGGACUGUAGAUAUUGAUGAGUCCAAGCUUGUUUGCUAGGAAAUCAAAUACUCGCUCGGAUAACUUCUUUGUGAGAAUGUCAACCAGCUGUUGAUCCAUAGGAAAUCAAAUACUCGCUUGGAUAACCCCUUUCUGAGAAUGUCAGCUAUGAACAUAUCUAAUGCUGACAAUUCCUCUUAUCAAUCUUUUCUUUAAUAAAGUGAUGAUCCACUUUCACAUCUUUAGUUAUGUCAUGAUGUAUAGGGUUAUGUGCAAUACUGAUGGUAGACUGAUUAUCACAGUAAAAGCUGAAUGGGAGUUUCAUACUCAAUCUUCAAUUCCCCUAAUAGGCAUUUGAUCCAUAUUGCUUUGCACACUCCAUGGGCCAGCCAUGGCUCUAUACUCUGCUUCUACGCUACUUCUUGCAACCACUAUUUGUUUUUUACUUCGCCAUAUUACCACAUUAUCCCAUACAACUAUACAAUGCCCAGAUGUAGACUUUCUAUCAUCAAUUGACCCAGCCAGUCUGCAUUUGUGAAUACUUCAACCUUCCUCUCGGUUGUCUUUCUGAAUAGAAGGCCUUUUCCUGGUGUUUGCUUGAGAUACCUCAGAAUUCUGUAUACUACACUGAGAUGUCCUUGACAUGGUUCAUGCAUAUAUUGAUUAACCAGACUUACCGCAAACGCAAUAUCAGGUCUGCUAUGUGAGGCAGAUAAGUUUCCCUACUAGCUGCUAGUACCUUCCUUUGUCAACUGGACUUCCUUCAAACAUUCUCCUCUUGUCUCCAAGCUCAAUUGGUGUUUUGCUAGGCUUACUGCCAAGCAUUCUCGUCUCUUUUAAGAGAUCAAAAGUGCAUUUUCUUUGAGAUUUAUUAAUACCUCUUUUGCUUCUAGCAAAUUCUAUACCCAGAAAAUACUCAAGUGCACCGAGAUCCUUAACUUCGAAUUCUUUUGCCAACAUUUCUUUGAUCAGAAUCAUCUCUUCAGAAUGGUUGCCAGUGACUAUAAUGCCAUCCACAUACACGAUCAAUACUUACAUUUUCCUUUUUUCUGAGUGUUUGAUGUCCCUUGACAGCUUUCAAGAACUGAUUGAACCAAGCUUGCGGAGAUUGUUUCAGACCAUAAAGAGAUUUGUUUAGCUUACACAUUUUGGUUGUAUUGGGAGAUUCUUCAAAACCAGAAGGCUGACUCAUGUACACUUCUUCCAGCUCACCGUUCAAGAACGCAGUUUUUACAUCAAGUUGAUGCAAGUCCCAAUUCAAGUUGACUUCUAACGAGAGUAAAACUCUGAUGGUAUUGAGUUUCGCGACUGGAGCGAAUGUUUCGGUGUAGUCAAUUCCAUAAGUCUCAGUAAAACCCUUGGCAACUAACUGAGCUUUGUACCUCUCAAUAGAUCCAUUUGCAUUAUAUUUUACUGUAAACACCCAUUUGCACCCUAUUACUUUCUUGUCUGGUGGUAACUCUACUAAGUUCCAAGUUUCAUUUUGUUCGAGUGCUUUUAUCUCUUCAAGGACAGCUGUCUUCCAUUAGGGAGAAGCAAUUGCUUCAUUGAUGUUUCUGGGAAUCACAUCUGAUAGACUAGAGGUAAAAGCUUUAAAUGGAGACGAUAAUUUAGAAUAAGAGAAAUUUUGAAAUAGGGUGUUGAGUGCAAGAUCUAGUUCCUUUUCUUAAUGCAAUAGGAAUGUCAAGAUCUGUUCGAGUUUUUGAGGGAAGAGUACUUGGAUCAUUUGAGGGAAGUGGUUCUAUCACCGGAUCGGGCUCUUGACUGUGAUGAGGAUUCGUAACUUGUUUAUUUCUCUCUUCUAGAAUACACCCGAAGUUCUUUCUACACGUUUUGAUCUUGAGGAAGUAUUUCUAGUUCCAAGAUUUCUUUAGAGGAUUGAUCAAUUUCUGACUCUGAAGGAUCGAUCAAUUUAGAGGAUUGAUCAAUUUCUGACUCCAAAGGAAAUGGAGUUUCUAGGGGUAAUUCUAAACCCCACGACCACUGAGCUUCUUGCUCGUGAUGACUAUGCUCCUCCUGAAGCGAGGUGAGAGUGAAAUAUGGAGACUCUUCGAAGAAAGUUACAUCACGAGAGAUGUAUGAUUUUUUGGUUAAGGGAUAGUAGCAACGAUAAAACUGUCUUUAUGGCUCUAGGAUCAAGUUUACUCCUGUGUUGGAGUGAAUGAGUACAAAGGCAGUGCAGCCAAAAACUUUGACUGACAGAGUAUUAGUAGAAAUAUGUGGAUAGAGAGAUUGAAGAACAAGAUAUGGUGUCCUGAUCUGAAGAGGCCUAUCGGGGAGACGAUUAAUAAGAUAGGCAGCGGUAAGGAUAGCACACCUCAAAGAUAUUUUGGAAUAUGCAUUCUGAACAUAAUGGCACGGGCUACUUCUAAGAGAUGACGAUUUUUCCUUUCUGCUACCCCAUUCUGUUGUGGAGUAUCCACACGAGUUUUGAUGAACAAUCCCAUUUUGGAGAAGAUAGGGACUGAGGGUGGUAUUGAAGUAUUCAAUACCAUUGUCGAUACGAAGAGUGCGAAUAGAUGUUUGGAACUGUGUUUGGAUCGUUUUGUGGAAAUUUUGAAAGACUUGACAAGUUUUGGAUUUAUGGCUAAGCAAAUAGACCUAAGUGAUUCAUGUGUGAUCAUCAAUGAAUGUAAUAAACCAACGCUUACCAUGAGAGGUAGUGACUUUUGAGGGUCACCAUAGGUCACUGUGAAUAAUAGAGAACGAGCUGGAUGGUAUAUACAUUUUGUGAGGAAACGAAACACGAGUAUAUUUAGCAAAUUGACAAAUAUCACAUUGAAAAUCAGCAACCUUUUUAUUGAUAUGCAAAAAAGGAAACAAUUGUUUUAAAUAUAAAAAAAUUGGGUGUCCAAGCUGAUAAUGCCAUAACAUAAUUGUUCGAGAAUUUGAAUAAAAAACAGAAUGAGAAAUAGAACUUGAAGUCAAACAAUGCAAAAAAGGUUGCUCUUUUGUUGGAUUUUGAAAGUAAUAAAAUACAUCAAGAAUCCUUGCACUGCCAAUCAUCCUUCUUGAUGAUAGUUUCUAAAAUUGACAAGAAUUUGGCACAAAUUUAGCAAGGCAGCGAUUAUCAGAUGUUAAUUUGUGAACAAAGAUUAAAUUGCACUUUAAUCAAGGAACAUAGAGUAUUGAUUUAAGAAGUCAAUCAGUAGACAAUAUAAUGAGGCCAAUUUCUGCAAUAGGUGAGUAAGGGCCAUCUGCAAUCUUGACACUCGUUGUAGUAGAACAUGGAGAAAGAGAAUCAAAUAAAUGAGAUAAACGUGUCAUGUGGUCAGUUGCUCUUGAAUUGAUGAUCCAUGAUGUUUGGAAAGUGGAAGAGAAAUUACCAGAGUGUGCAACUGAGGAACUAUGAGACUCGGGACCAGACUUGGGUUUCAUGGAGGAUUGAUUGAGGAGCGUGUAUAAAUGUUCGAGUUGUUCCUUACUGAAGGAAGGAGUAGCAGUGACACUCUGAUUAGUGCUGCUCUCAGUCUGAGUUUGGUAGGCCUUUCUAUCAUUUUGACGACAAGGAGUCCAGUUUGGUGGCUUGCCAUGAAUUUCCCAACAAGUGGAGCGAAUGUGACCAUGAUGUUGACAUUGAUCACACCAAGGUCGGUCACCCUUACGAUUAGAUCAAGGGUCAGGAUUUGAUUUGGUAGGUGGUGGUCCUGACUUUGAGACAACUGGCGAGCUUUCUAGGGGCUGCAAUUCUGGAGUAGUGAGCAUGACGCGACGACGUGCUUCUUCACUUCUGACCUCAGAGAAAGCUUUUUCAGUGUCAGGAAAUGGAGAGCGACUAGCCAAAUGACCCCUAACUUCAUCAAGAUUACUGUUCAACCCAGUAAGAAACUCAAAGGCUCUUUCCUUUUCUAACUGUUGCCGCUGGAGUGUGGUGCAGUUAGAACACAAUGCUAUGGUAAUCAGAUACAAAUCUAGUUCCUGCCACAGGUCUCGUAAGUCUGAAAUAUAUUGGGUUACAGUGUGAUUACCUUGCUUGAUUUCUUUGAGUUUGGUAAAACACCGACAAGCAAUGACUAAUUUCUUUGGAUACUAGAUGUGAGAGUGUAGUGAGAGAGAGAGUGUAUGUCCAUGUCUAUUGCGCACCAUAACCCCACUGGUUAUGGGAAGAAAUAUGUCCAUUUUCCCACUGGAGUUGGACAAAAUUCUGGUUCGGGGGGUCCCAUCGGGUAUUCUGGUCAGAGGUAUUGGAGCUUUCGUACAGCCUUCAAGGUGUUCAUGCUGACCCUUUCUAAGGAUGGUGGCUCAGUAAGGAUCUGUGAGAGGACAAGACUAUCAGGUUAUGAGAUUUCAUUAUCUUUAGACGCUUCUAGGUGGCUGUUAGAAGUAGUGUGGUUGAUCGAGGCUAGAGCUGACCUUAGGGUGCACCAGAGGAGAACUUUCAGGGAUUAUUCCAUGAGGGUGUGGCUGGAAUGUUUUCAAAACGUUAGAGGAAUUUUUUUGAAGAUUUUCGUACUCAAAAAUAGUGCUUUCAAUUCGAUCAUCAUUCCGGAGGAGGACUUUGGGAUGGAAAGGACUAGAGGAUUGCCUGAGACACUUGGUUAAGAAGAAGGGCUUUGAUUCACAAGGAGAUCUCGGAAGGAAGGUGGAUGGAAAAGUCUCUUGGGCUUCUAUAGUUAAAGGAAACCCCAAGGAGGUGGUCAUGGAUGAGAAGGAAGGGGCAGUCAAACCGGAUAAUGUGUUAUUUAAGGAUUGCCACUCUCUGUUAACAGGGGAUGAGGCCUGUUUCGAAUGGAGUUUGGCUGUUUUCAUGUUCAGAAGGGAUAGUCGGUGCCCUUGGUCGGCUGUUCAGGAGGGAGUCCAAAGAUGGUGGGGGAAAAAGUUAUGUGUUUCGUAUUUCUCAGACGACAGGGCUCUAAUCUGGUGUGCAAACAAGAGAGAGAAGGAAAGGCUGAUAUCUACUGGCUCGGUUACUAUUCCUGAAUUGACUGCAGUCUCCUUUGCAAAAUGGAGUUGGAGGAAUCAAAUGGAGAACAGGAAAAUUUCUUGUAAACAUGAUUGGAUUGGUAUUGAAGGUAUUCCGUUGAAUAUAUGGAACCACCAUGUUUUCAAGGUGAUCGGCUCACUCUGUGGAGGGCUAUUAGCUAUAGACAAGCACACUUUGGAAAGGAAGAAUCUUUUUUGUGCCUAUAUUAAUGUGAAGGGGGAUGCUUUGGGUUUUAUUCCAAGCUUCAUCUCUUUGCCGUAUGACGGCAAUCAGUUGUCCUUGUGUCUGGUUAAAGCUCGAGGGAAGAAGCUUUUUCCGGUCCGCAAAUUCUGGGUGAGGAAAACGACCAGGAAGUCUGGGUGUGGCUCGGGUCCUGAUGAAGGAGGUUGUUCGGAGAAGCAGCAGGGGACCAACGCUGAGUACGAAGAGACGCGUGGGGUAGUGAAGGAGAGGGAAGGCGGCGCCAUGGUAGCCAUGGCUGAUCGGAAGUUGCAGACAGAAAGGAGAGGGUCGGCGCCAUACACGAUCACCAUUAAUGAGGUUACCGUUGCUUCACGUAACUCAUGCCUGCCAUUAAGGAGAAUAUUUAAUAGAUUAAAGUCAGACUUAUAUAUUAAUUGUAGAGGGAUGGCAAGCACGUGCAUCUAUUUCAAAAAGGUUGAACAUUGGCUUAAUGAACUGUGUGAAGAAUUGAAUGAACGGCUUCACUCUGACUUGGAUCAAAACAAAAGAAUUGUACGGACACUGACCCUGCAUGCUACAGCUUAUAAGUCCUGCGAUUCAGAUGCACAAAAGAAUUUUCCUUCCAAGUCUUGUCCCCUAAGGUAUGGAGCUGCUAAGAUGCAAGAAGAUGCCCUUAACCUAUUCCAAGCUGGACUACGUGAAUAUUUGGGAACUUACAACACCAGAGCGCUGGGAAGUCAGAACAAUGGAUGGAGAAUUACAGGACUUUCUGUUUCAGCUAGUAAAAUUGUUGAAAUACCUUCUGGAACAUCUUCAAUCAUGAAAUACUUCCAUAGUCAAAGUCCAUCCUCUUUGUUAUCGAAACAAUCACAUCAUUUUGUUCAAGAUACUGAUCAGCCGUCACAUUCAGGUGCUGAAAGCUGUUCAGAAAUGAAUUUAAUUCAGCAACAAACAAAUUUUCCUGAUGAAGAUACAAUGACCAAGGGCAAGAUGCCUUGUCUAGAUCAACAAGAGAACAAUAAGGAUUUGCAGAACGAACAGAUUCCAUGUUGCUUGCCUUUAGACCGGGGACAAGAUGACAUCACCCAAGAAGCUUAUUUGUCAACGCUAGGAACUGAAAGCUGUUCAGGCAUUAACAAAAGUGAGGAACAUGAAGUUUUUCAUGGGGAAGAAACUACUGGUCAAUGUGGCAUGUCUAGUUUGAAUAGACCGGAGCAAAAGAGAAAGGCAAUGAAAGAAAAGCUUGGCACACGUUCAAUCUUGAAAUUUUUCAAGAAAACUGACCCGUCUUGCUCUUCAAUUAAAGAACAUGCUGAUAAUUUACAAAAUGUUGAACUAGCAUCAACAGGAGUGCGGCUAACUGAAAGACCUAUAGAAGUCAGCGACAUCAACAAUGGGCAAUGUACUUUGACUCAGUCUGAACACAAAGAAGCAUGGAGUUACAAGAUUGAUGAAAUUGACUCUUCUGUGGUUGAUGAGUUACCACCAGAAAUUCAGGAAGAAGUUCGAUUGUGUCUCCGGCCUCAAAAGCGAUCAAACAUAGCUAAACGAGGUUCUAGUAUUGCUGAUUAUUUCCUGCCAACAAGGAAAACUUAAUAUUCAGCUCCAGUGUAUCCUGUACAUGAGCAUUUUCAUCUCAAAAUGGAAAAAACAUACAGCCCUUUUCAUAUGCGGGACUAUUCAAGUCCAGGGGAAAAAAAUGGAAGUGAAGCUCGAAAAUUCAACUACCUUGUGACUUUGUGAUUGUGUCUGGACAUAUUUCUGCUCUUUUUGUGUUUUUUUUUUUCAACUAGUAGUAUCGAUUUCUGAGACAUGUUAUAAAACUUGUUUCUGAUUUUUGUUCAUCAAGUUCUUGUUGCAUUGGAGGUAAGCAAUGAAAACAACAUAUCAUAUAAAGUUUAUUAGGGCUUUUCUACUGGUGUAAUUAGUAGCAAGUUGCUUUGCCACUUUUACAGGACUUGCAAAUUAUAUAAAAUGUGCUUAAAUGUAUAGUUCCAAUGUUAUUGGUUUAACAUCA
Molecule: messenger RNA, 14942 nt
Organism: Humulus lupulus (European hop)
Lineage: Eukaryota; Viridiplantae; Streptophyta; Magnoliopsida; Rosales; Cannabaceae
Product: DNA polymerase eta
Exons: 9
Coding region: 12458-14521 (687 amino acids)
Biological process (GO): response to radiation; error-prone translesion synthesis
Cellular component (GO): nucleus; site of double-strand break; replication fork
Molecular function (GO): DNA-directed DNA polymerase activity; damaged DNA binding
Source: RefSeq, a predicted model, not a curated record